Messenger RNA from Drosophila ficusphila, 4111 nucleotides. It is a transcript of the gene ACXD, whose product is annotated as adenylyl cyclase X E. Gene Ontology annotation, biological process: adenylate cyclase-activating G protein-coupled receptor signaling pathway; intracellular signal transduction; cAMP biosynthetic process. Bases 478 to 3966 code for a protein of 1162 amino acids. NCBI's taxonomy places the organism in Eukaryota, Metazoa, Arthropoda, Insecta, Diptera, Drosophilidae. Gene Ontology annotation, molecular function: adenylate cyclase activity. The record is from RefSeq and is a predicted model, not a curated record. The transcript has 12 exons.
CGUCGGCAUCGGUCGUGUUUGUGGAUCCCCGGAAGCGAGUGCCUAUAUCUUCACCCACGGGGCGGAAUCGAAUCGAAUCGGGGCGAGUGCUUAUCGCGGCAAAAGAGUAAUUUGUGAUACCUGUCCGCCGUGUAUUGGCUUGUUGGAGCGCUACGCGCUUAAGUGGUGUUAAUUUUUUAUUAAUUAUUAUCGUAUUUAUUACUCAACGAAAGUGAAGUGCGAAAUCGGUCGCCUCAAGUGCCCGGGCAUACGUGCAAAGCCCGUAAAUAAAUUACACAGCCAUAUAGCCGUGAUCCUUCCCCCAUUCCAUUGCCAAUCCGAUUCCGACUGCAGCUGAUAAUGCCAACAACGGACUCCGCCUGAUCGAUUUGGAGUGCGAGUGCGGCCAGCCUCUGAUUGUGGAUAGCUGCCACCGAAAAUGACGGAGCUGCAAGCGGAGCUGUGAUCCAAUCCCAACCGAUCUGACCUGGCCCCACAAUGGACUCCUACUUCGACUCGGCCAUCGAGUACAACCGAACGAACCCCAUCAUCUUGUCCAGGAGCAGCGACCAGGCUCAAACCGCGCAGAACGAGAAGAACUGGGAAUGGUCCUAUCUAGUGAGAAAAUGCCGGAAUCUGGAGCUGGAGGAGUCGUACGACCUGUACAUGCGGCGCCUGCGCGUCGGCUACCUCUCGCUGUUCAUCUUCAUCCACGUGGCCGUCACGGUGAUCCACACCCUGCUCCUGCUGACCACGCCGGAGAUAAAGUACGUCUACGUGGACAUGGUGGCCUACAUCUGCUCCGGAUUGGUCAUCUGGGUGGUGCUCUCCGUGAACUUCCGCAGCGAGCUCGUUAGCAAGCACGGAUGGGUGGUCUACGCCACCUCCUGGCUGGCGGUUUGUGUGAUGGUGCUCAUGGACAUCGGGCUGAAUGUGUACCACGCCACCAGUCACAACGACAUCCUGAAUCCGAUCUACGACGCCUACACUUUAUAUGCGAUAUAUAUGUUCAUGCCGGUUCCGUAUCUGCUGCAACCCUUCGUCCUGGGAGCCGCAGUCACCCUCUGCUACAUAAUAAACUACAGCUUUGUGAUCACCGCGAAGGACGACAACCAGAUGCACAGCAUCCUGAACGAGGCCAUCUACCUGAGCUGUGUCAAUCUCCUGGGGAUCUUCUUCCGUCUGAUGAGAGACAUUGCGCUACGUACCACUUUCCUGGAUCGCAGGCAGUACGUGGAGGAGAACCUGCUGCUGCGCUACGCCAGGGAUCAGGAGAGGAGCCUUCUGCUGAGCAUCCUGCCCGCCCAGAUUGCAGACAGGCUGCAGGAGGACGUGAAGAACCGCAUCGAGCGAUCCAAGCAGCAGCAUCAGCAACGAUCGCAAGUGGAUCUGAGAAGGAGUGCGGAUAGUCAGACUCUGAAGAGAUGGCGACAACCGGAUCACGGCACCCUCUUCAUUGAACCACAUGAGGAUGUCACUGUUUUGUAUGCCGAUGUGGUCAACUACACCCACUUGACCACCACUCUGGAUGUGAAGAAACUCGUGGAGGCCCUGCACGAUCUCUUCGUGCGUUUCGACAGCGCCAGCGAGGAGUACAAUGUGCUGAGGAUCAAGUUCCUGGGGGACUGCUACUACUGCGUGGCAGGACUCGCCAAUCCCAAUGCGGACCACGCCAAGUGCUGCGUGGACUUGGGACUGCGAAUGAUUAAGGACAUUCGCGAUGUCAGGGAAAAGCGACAUCUGAACAUCGACAUGCGAAUCGGAGUCCAUUCCGGCGACGUUCUGUCCGGCGUAAUUGGAGCCGCCAAGUGGCAGUUCGACAUCUGGUCCAAGGAUGUGGACAUAGCGAACAGACUGGAGGCCACGGGAGCCACAGGACGAGUGCACGUGAGCCAGAAGACCCUGUCCCUUCUGGACGGCGAGUACUUCUUCGAGGACGGCACCGAACAGGCUCGAGAGGAUCCAGUGCUGCAGAAGCACGGCAUUCGCACCUUCCUGAUAAGAACACUGCGCGCCCCCAUGCACGAUCCGCGUCGCAGGAUGAGGGAGCGCCAGGCCAAGAAGCUCAGCGAGGCCAGCAAGGCCAACUUCAUGCACAACUCCACUCUGCAUCAGUACAACCAGGUGCGGAACCAGGCCAAGCUGGAGAUGUGCCGCGAGCUGGACAAGAUGCCCAUCGGAAGGAUACAACUCACGAAAGUAUUCCGGCGGAGCACACGGCUCACCCAGGACGAAAUCGAGGAGGAGACCUUUCGACGAAACAUCAGCUCCUGCUGCCUGUUCUUCCGCAUCCGGAACUGGGAGUUCCAGUACAUGCAGGAGCCGGAUGUGAUGCUCAAGUACAGCAUCGCCUUAUCCUGGGCAAUUUACGUGGGUCUGCUGACCAUCCAGCUGCUGAGCAAGGAUGCUCGCUAUCACUACUGGUACAUAGAUGGCACCACGAUAUCCCUGCUCACCAUCCUGCUGAUUGUGUCCUGGUACAAGAAACUCUGGAUCAUGUACAUGUCCGAUGCGGAAGUUUCCUCCCCGAAUGGCAAUCUUAGUGGAUUCCUGUUCCGCCUUUCCGACGAGAUGCAGCGCAACGUGGUCAUCCGGAUCAUUAUGUACUUCCUGAUCAUUUUCUCUUACUGUGCUGUGGCCAUAAUGCAAGUGGUUGGAUGUGACAGCGACGAGGAUUAUGCUGAUUUGGAACCAAGCUACGAAGAACGGCUGCAGUGCUUUCAUCCUUGGAUCCUCACAAACUGCAUGACUUUGAUUAUCGGCAUGUCGUUCCUGUUCACAAGGAUACCCUUCAUCAUAAAGUCCUGCUUCUCCGCCCUGAUAACGAUUGCCUAUGCGGUACUGGUGGUAUUUGAAUUUAAUUAUAUCUAUUCCAGCAGUCCUUCCACGAAUGUCAACUUCAAUGCCAAGUACUCGCACAUCCUGCUGAUGAUCAUCACACUGGGCAUUUUUCACCUGAUGGAACGCCAAACCGAGUUCAUUGCCAAAGUGGAUUACAACUGGAAAAGGCAGCUGUUGAAAAAGCAGGAGGAUGCCCUUAUCACGAAUGAUACCAUUAAAGUGCUUCUCACCAACAUUUUGCCCACUCACGUUGCCGACUUUUACCUUUCAAACCAGCUGCAGAACGAGCUCUACUACGAGGAGUACGACAAUGUGGCCGUAAUGUUCGCCUCAAUCAAAAACUUUGACACCGACAAAAUCGGACUGCGUGUGCUGAAUGAGAUUAUCUGCGACUUUGACGAUGUGCUAAACAAAUACUCGCAGAGUCUGAGAGUGGAGAAGAUAAAGGUGGCCAACUGGACGUACAUGGCGGCCUGCGGUCUCGACGUUUCCCGUUCGGAGCAAGUGAAUGCUCCCCAGAUGAAGUUCCGCAAUGUGUCCCUGAUGCCGAACGGACGAAGGAGCCGCUACGACGGAGCACGUAACUCCAACAUUGACGGAGUGCAGAGGGUGCCCUAUGGAAACGGCAGCAACAUUGCCCUGGAUCUCGAUCUGGAACGGGGUCAGUACGAGGGCAAUGUGAUCUCGAGUGGUCCCAGGAUGAGUGCCACCCAGAGUGGAACCAGCAGCAGCGAGGUGGUCCGGGUGAUGGCCGAGUUCGCCCUGGAUCUGAUGCGGACCAUGCGGCGGUUCAACACGGAGAACAUGCAGACGGAGUACGAGGGCAGCACCGACUACGGGAUGCUGAGGAUUGGCAUUUCGCACGGCAGAGCCAUGGCCGGAGUGGUGGGCAACUCGAAGCCGCACUACGACAUCUGGGGCAAUCCCGUGAACAUGGCCUCGCGGAUGGACUCCACCGGAGUGCCUGGCCAGAUCCAGGUCACCGAGAACACGGCUCUCAAGCUGAGGGAGUUCAACAUCCAGUGCAACUAUCGGGGCAUGACCUUCGUCAAGGGGCGUGGCAACAUUCCCACCUACCUAAUCGGCAUCGACAGCGAAUACCAGUUUCUGCCCCACCGCCCACCUGCGCCAAACAAAGAAGACUAGCUGAAUUUACCAGACAAUAAUAGACCUAAGCAAUCCGUGUACAUAAAAUCCGUAGAAACUAGACCCCAACUCUUCUGAGUUGAGGUGAUCUUUAAUGUUAGUCAAUUGUGGAAGAAUUAAAAUCAAACUAUUUUCGAAAAACUAU